This is a messenger RNA of Monomorium pharaonis (pharaoh ant), 4916 nucleotides long. RefSeq names its product leucine-rich repeats and immunoglobulin-like domains protein 3. The transcript has 14 exons. Bases 511 to 3345 code for a protein of 944 amino acids. NCBI's taxonomy places the organism in Eukaryota, Metazoa, Arthropoda, Insecta, Hymenoptera, Formicidae. Gene Ontology annotation, molecular function: protein binding. The record is from RefSeq and is a predicted model, not a curated record.
AUUUUAAAACCUCGAAUUCUUGAAGUAAAUUUACAGUUUUUCAGGAGUGAAAGAAUUGGUUACCGCGUAAUAUUUUUUUUAAAUCGCCAUCAAGUCGCGUCGUUUGUGCCACCAUUGACACAAUUGCGGGCAGUUCACUAGGUGGCGUUCCGUUAGCGUGUGCAAUCGCAGAUCGCACAUCGCACAUCGCAGUCGUUCCGUAGGCGUCAUCAUGGUGUAGCGUAGGUUGUAACGUUUUCGAGAGAGAGCGAAGGAGUUUGUUUUGAAUCGAUAACGGUACGCGGGUGCAUCGAUUUUCGGUGGUGUUAUGGUGACUCGCCCAGCUACCAGGCUUGCCGAAUUUGUCGUACGGUACAACGGCGAUAAUGAUGAUGCGGCACGAUAGCGGUGAACAGCGUUGUCUAAGUACGGCCGUCUAGGCACCCGAACGGCAGACUGGUAAACGGUGGUGUGUGCGUGCGCGCGCGCGCGUGUACGGCGUGUGCGUGUGCGUUGUGUGUAUUGUGCGCGAUGUGGUGCCCGGGAAGGUAUCAAUGCCGACGACUGGGAGAGCAGAGAUGGAACACCGCGUUCCUCCUGGUGCUCGCGUGCUCGCUCCUCACGCUGUCGAGCGUGUCGCCGACCUACGUAGAGUCGAGCGACAACGCGGACCGCUGCCCGGUCGAGUGUUCCUGCCUCGGCAAUCUGGUCGCCUGCAGCGAACUGCAGCUGAUCGAGGCGCCCAGCGGACUGCCACCGUGGACAGAGAUCUUAGAAUUAAAGGAUAACAAUAUUGCUAACUUGGAAUUCGAUUCACUGCUUCAUUUAACAAAACUAAAAAAAUUAGAUGUAAGUGCUAAUAAACUUGGAGAUAAUUUUACUAUUGCCUUGUCAGACGUUGCACAAUUACGUGAACUUAAAGUGAAUAAAAAUCACUUGACACAAGUGCCAGACCUUGUAUUUGUUAGGAAUAUUACUCAUCUUACGCUAUCCCACAAUUUAAUUACUAGUAUAAAUGGGACUGCAUUGUUUAGUUUACAACAACUUCAAUACCUGGAUCUCAGUGGAAAUAAAAUAAGUGUCCUUCAAAGGGGUUCCUUCUUCGGUCCUAAUCGACUUACACAUUUGAAUCUAAAUGCGAAUCAUAUAAAAAGCAUUGAAAAUGGAAGUUUGGAUAAUCUGACUCUGCUGGAGGAACUUCGUUUAAACAAAAACAAUUUGACACAGCUGAAAGAUCUUUUCAUGAAUUUGGGAAAAUUGCGAAUAUUAGAGGUGAAUAGAAAUAAUAUACAACAAAUACAUGGAUUAAGCCUAAAAAGUUUGAAAAGUUUAAAAGAAUUAUAUCUAAAACGAAAUAGAAUAGAUACAUUAGACGAUGGAGCUUUCUGGCCACUUAAAAAUUUAGAAAUACUACAACUCGACUUUAAUAUGUUAACUACUAUAAGAAAAGGAGGCUUGUUCGGAUUGGAACAUUUGCAGAAACUGACUUUGUCACACAAUCGAAUCUCGAGAAUCGAACCUCAGGCAUGGGAUAUAUGCAGGGAGAUAGUAGAGCUAGACUUGUCACAUAACGAACUGAUUUCUAUAAACCAGAGUUCAUUUGAAUAUCUUACAAAGCUGGAGAAAUUGAAGCUGGAUCAUAAUCAAAUCGCAUAUGUCUCUGAUGGAGCAUUCAAUUUUACAACUAACCUUCGUAUCCUGGAACUCAAUUCGAAUAAGAUAUCCUAUAUGGUAGAAGAUAUUAGUGGCGCAUUCUCUCCACUCGGUCAGUUGUGGAAACUGGGCUUAGCGCACAAUAGAAUAAAAUCUAUAAAUCAAAACGCUUUUACUGGCCUGAGUCACGUUGUCGAACUCGACUUAGUUGGGAAUAAUAUUACAUCCAUUCAAGAAAAUGCGUUCCUUUCAAUGUCUAGUCUAAGCAAACUUAAGAUGAACACCGGAGCCUUGGUUUGCGAUUGUGGACUUCAAUGGCUAAGUAUGUGGUUGCGAGAACAUCCCUAUAGCGAAGCUGAAUUGCACUGCGGCUAUCCGCAUUGGUUGCAGGGCAUGUCAUUGAAUCAAUUACAUCAUGCAAACUUUACUUGUGACGAGUAUCCGAAACCACGGAUCAUUGAAGAACCUGCAGCCCAAAUGAGCAUCAAAGGUGAUAACGUGAAAUUAGUUUGUCGUGCAACUAGCACCGCUAAUGCACCACUCCAUUUUACCUGGAAGCAUGACAAUGUGGAGUUGGACGACGCGAAUAUGCAGACUAGUCUUAAUUCUUCCGAGAGCGGAGUAACUGAAGCGACAUCCAUUUUAUAUCUUACUAACGUUACUCACGCUAAUGCGGGAAAAUAUCAGUGUAUGGUAACAAAUACCUAUGGAACUACGUACUCUGCCAAAGCCAGACUAAGCGUGUUAGUUUACCCGUCGUUCUCCAAAAUACCGCAUGAUAUAAGAGUUAAUGCCGGAAGUACUGCCCGUUUGGAAUGCUCUGCUGAGGGACAGCCAUCCCCGCAGAUAGCUUGGCAGAAGGAUGGCGGGAACGAUUUUCCAGCUGCGAGAGAAAGACGAAUGCAUAUGAUGCCGACGGACGACGUGCUUUUCAUAAUAAACGUGAAAAUGGCCGACAGCGGAGUUUACUCGUGUACAGCGCAAAAUCUGGCCGGUCUUAUCGUUGCAAAUGCUACCCUUACUAUACUAGAAAUACCAUCCUUCGUAAAACCGAUGGAGAACAAAGAAAUAAUGAUAGGCGGUUCGAUUGUGCUCGAAUGCAUGGCCAGCGGCUCGCCACGUCCGAAAUUAUCGUGGCGGAAGAAUGGUAGUCCGCUGCAAGCAACGGAGCGUCAUUUCUUUACUGCGGAGGAUCAACUUUUGAUCAUCGUCAACACGAUCGCCAGUGAUGAGGGCAGUUACGAAUGCGAGAUGAGUAAUUCACUGGGCAGUGUCGUCGGCGCAUCACAUCUUACAGUCAAACCGGUUCCCGUUUCCACAUUGAACGAAUCCGAAAUACUGGGGCUGAUAGUAAUAACUGUAGUGUGUUGCGCCGUCAUUACUUCCGUGGUUUGGGUACUCGUGAUUUACAAAACCAGACGCCAAUUGAAUCCCACGCAGGACACCGCCGCGCAACCGACAACGACCGUUAUAUUGACUGUGCCAGAGGUACAAACGCAGUUGUAUUUGGACACGAGCUCGCAGCACAGCAAAGACAGUGGGACUGGAGACAGCACUAAUCCCAGUAAUGAUCAGCUACAAUUGUGCUUACCUGAAGAAGUCGUAACGAGUUCUGUCAAUAAUGAGGAAGAAAUGGGAACUAUAAACGUCAACGAUCCUCUCUUGCGUUACACGAAUCAUGAGCGACAUGAAAAUGCCGAUAGCGCGGUCUGAAAGGAAAACGAGUCAAAGUGUGAGUAAACGGAGUUAACGCGUGUAGCGUUUGUGAGUAUUCGUGAAUGCGGCUAAUCUUUAAAUCAAGAUAUAAAUAUUCUGCACGUCGUUUACAUUAACAAGCCGUAGUAUUAUGAGCAAGGGCUUAACGGUCCCACUGCCUAAGAAGUGACCUAUAGUGGACGUUGAUCCAUGCAACAGUCCAAUACACAACGAAGUAUUUGUUACUGCUGCGUAUGAGAAUGGAUCAGCGAGUCACGGCAUAAGUACAAUAUAAGAAACGAUAGCGAAAACACCUACAUCGUCAUCGUAUUUAUUAUCGACAUGACUCUCGUUCAGUUGAACGUAGGAACAUCGGGCGAUAUAAAAUGUAAAUAAUUAGACUAAGAUCCUAUUAUAACAUUAGUAUUAUUGUAGCGCGUGUCGCUCAGUCUCUGGGAAAUACAACGCUCGUACAUUUCUCUUUUUUUUUUUUUUUGAGAGUUUAUCUGAAUUAUAAAAUGUAUAAAUUAAAAUUUUGAUUAAAUUCUGUUCAAUUAAUUUGUGAUAUGUAGUACUUGUUAAACGUAUAAAAAAAUGUUUAUUUGCAAAUUAUGUUGUUAAAUACAUUCACUGAUAGAUGUUCACAUAGCUUGUAUUUAGUAAAUAUUUGCUAGUUUGUAUAAGCGUUGUACCUUUCCUGAACAUAGCCAUUGUAAUGCGUGCAAGAACAUUGCUAUAUAAACUAUAAAAGCCACGUAUAUUAGACCAGCCUUUGUGAUAGAUAUUUAUUCUAGAGUUAUUUGCGUAGGCGGCUAUUUAUAAAUGUGCAGAGAAGGAAAUAUGAAACUGUCAUUUUAUUCUAGAAAAAAACGCAACUGUUAAUGGAUGGAUGUAUAUUUAAGCACCAAAGCGUUGAUUUUAGAUAUACUUUGUUUUCCCGCUUAUUUCAUAGUCACGCGUGACAUCGAAUCGCUAUAUAUAUUUUUGGUUAAUUUAAUUCGUGUACUGAUCAAAAUGUUGCUCACUACUAAUAGAUACAUUUGUGUUCCAGAGAGAUAUGUAGGAUCUUUAGCUUUCGUAGGCAUUUUCGUUAGUAUUAAUAUAAAUUAAGUUGAAACGCAUACAACAUGAGACUUUACAAAUAAUCUUCCAUGUAUUGUUAUUGUUGUUUUUCAGGAUUUGAGUAGUGUUUGUUGGAGAUCUCAAGGUUCUUCAAUACUGUAUAUUAUGAAAAGUAUAAAAAUUUAUGUUUUUUUUCCCCCUUAUAUAUUUGCAUCCUGCAGUAUGAUUGUAAAUUAUUUGAAAAUUACACCAAAGUCUCUAUUUUACAAUUUAAAAACAUCCUUUUGUUAAAUAACUUUUUUGCGUCUUAUUUUACUUUCUUACUCGACUAAAAUAUUGGAAUUUAUUGAUGCGUCGUUAUAAAAUAAAAUUAUACAUAAAUUUAAUAAUAUUAAUAGCUUUUACGUAAUAUGUUUUCAACAAUUUGUACUCAUAAAUAUGUUGACAAAUUCGAUAUUUAUAGUUUUAAUCUAUUAAUAACAAUAAUUUUUUUAAAGAUGCUCUUUAAAAAGGAAGAAAAGAAAAAA